Candoia aspera is the source of this 531-nucleotide messenger RNA. Its product is annotated as histone H1.01-like. Bases 1 to 531 code for a protein of 176 amino acids. Gene Ontology annotation, molecular function: nucleosomal DNA binding; double-stranded DNA binding; structural constituent of chromatin. Gene Ontology annotation, cellular component: nucleosome; nucleus. The record is from RefSeq and is a predicted model, not a curated record. Gene Ontology annotation, biological process: chromosome condensation; negative regulation of DNA recombination; nucleosome assembly. Lineage: Eukaryota; Metazoa; Chordata; Lepidosauria; Squamata; Candoiidae. The transcript has a single exon.
AUGGCUGAGGUAGCGCCGGCUGUGGCGGCCAAGGCUCCGGCCAAGAAGGCGGCGGGGGGCGCGGCGAAGUCGCGGAAGCCGUCGGGCCCCAGCGUGACGGAGCUGCUGAUGCAGGCGGUGACGGCCUGCAAGGAGCGCGGCGGCAUCUCGCUGGCCGCGCUGAAGAAGUCGCUGGCGGCCUCCGGCUACGACGUGGAGAAGAACAACGGCCGCAUCAAGCUGGGCCUGCGGAGCCUGGUGACCAAAGGGGCGCUGCUGCAGACCAAGGGCACGGGCGCCUCGGGCUCCUUCAAGCUCAACCGCAAGCAGGCGGGCUCCAGGGACAAGGCGGCGGCGCCGGCGGCCCGGAGGAAGCCCCCGCCGCAGCAGCCGGCGGCGGCUGCCAGGAGCACCAAGAAGCCCUCCGCAGCAGCCGCCGCCAAGAAGGCGAGGAAGAGCGCCAAGAAGCCCGCCGCGGCGGCCAAAAAGUCCAAGGCCGCGAAGCCCCUGAAGGCGAAAGCGAAGGCCAAGCCCGCCCCCAGGAAGAAGUGA